Messenger RNA from Chara braunii, 969 nucleotides. The record is from the annotation of a GenBank genome assembly. Lineage: Eukaryota; Viridiplantae; Streptophyta; Charophyceae; Charales; Characeae.
ACUAGUAUUUCGACGAUGAAGACGAAGACGAGAUGUUCCUUACGAACGGCCCUCGUGGCAGUGGCGGAGGUGGAUAUAACAAUGUGCCUAAUGGGCAACCGUAUGGAAACUCCAAUAGUGGUAACGGGUUUGGGAGUGGAGGAGGCGGCGUUGGGAGAGGAAACAACGCCUGUUAUAAUUGUCGUAAGACUGGGCAUUUUGCCCGUGAUUGCUGGUCGAGGAGAGGGAGAGGCUAUGGAUCACAACAGGGAGAUCCUGAACUGGAAGAGAUGAAAGAGCAUUUUAGACAGUUAAGGAGGGAAAAGCAAGAACUUGAGGUGAAGCGAGAACUAGGAGAAGAGCGGAAGGUUAGGGAGGAGGAUGAGAUUCGUCGGAACCAGGACUUCGCAAGGAAAGCGGAGGAAUUUAAACUGCAAUUCCGUGCAGAAUUAUUGGAAGAAUGGAGGAGGACUAACACGGAGGCCAAGGAGGCAGUGGUGAAGACUAGGAGAUCGGUCACUGGCCGAAUCAAACGAAAAGGGAGCCCUUACCUGAAAAAGAAGAAGAAUGUGGAUGUUUGGAGCGACGAGACGGAAUCUGAGGAGACCUCCGAUCGAGACACCUCGGACUCAACCACCAUCGGCUCGGAUUCAGAAGGACCGGAGUUGCGGAAGAAGCCACAUGGAAAACGCAGGGUUAAACGAUUGAAGAGCAAGCUGAAGUCGAGGAAGGGUAAAUGCAGAAACGUUUUGGGGCGCACACCACCGAGAGUUCACGGACGGGGGGAAUGGUCCAAACAGCAGCUGAUGGGACAUGUUGAUGACCCGGAAAAGGAGGCCACGAAGAACGAUGGAUUAGAUGAACCUCGGGUGCCCUUGACCGGUGGUUUUAAGGGCCUAUCGGCUAGGUGUUCACAAAAGGGUCUCAUUUAAUACUGCAUUUCGGCUCAUAAAAUUUAUUCCACAAAGAAGGCGGAUGUUCUCAGGAAGU